This is a messenger RNA of Lithohypha guttulata, 444 nucleotides long. RefSeq lists its product as uncharacterized. The transcript is spliced from 2 exons. Bases 1 to 444 code for a protein of 147 amino acids. NCBI's taxonomy places the organism in Eukaryota, Fungi, Ascomycota, Eurotiomycetes, Chaetothyriales, Trichomeriaceae. The record is from RefSeq and is a predicted model, not a curated record. Gene Ontology annotation, molecular function: acyltransferase activity, transferring groups other than amino-acyl groups.
AUGUCACGCACUUUCACUAUUGAACCUGCCCACUCAGACCAUGAUCUUCAAGCUACGGUUGAGCUGAUAUACGAAUACGUGAAGUGGCUUGACCUUGACAUUUCGUUUCAGAACUUCGAUGCCGAGAUAGCUGAAAUGCCUGGUUGUGUGGCAUUGCGGCCUCUGGGCCCUCAGAUCUGUGAGGUGAAGCGACUCUGGGUCCGUAAUGCUGCCAAAGGGCUUGGUGUUGGCAAGGCGUUGGUGGCAGCUGCUAUCAAAGUUGGCAAGCAACUGGGCUACCAGAAGAUUCGGCUCGAUACUCUUUCCAAGAUGGCUGCUGCACUAGGCUUAUAUCAAUCCUUCGGAUUCGUCGAAAUUGAGCCGUACUACCAGACACCACUCCCAAACACACAUUUCCUAGAGCUUGAUCUUACUCGAUGUUCGGUUGGAAGCACCGACGCUUAG